This is a messenger RNA of Rhagoletis zephyria (snowberry fruit fly), 1320 nucleotides long. Lineage: Eukaryota; Metazoa; Arthropoda; Insecta; Diptera; Tephritidae. The record is from RefSeq and is a predicted model, not a curated record.
AUGUCCACGAAGUUCUUUUUCAUUUUUUAUGGCCUAGCCUUGCUGGUCACCGUCGCCCAGACGGCGCAAAACUGGCAUGCCCUUCACGUGCAACCCGAACAGCUGCAUCUGGCGCUUGGUUCAAACACCAACGAGAUGGUGGUGACGUGGACAACGUUCAACGAGACGAAGCAGUCCACCUGCAAGUACGGCCUGGGCGACGCACUGAACCUGGUGGCUCACGGAGCGCACCACAAGUUCACCGACGGCGGCCACCUGAAGCGCUUCAUGUUCAUUCACCGAGUGUACCUGACCAAUCUGACGGCCGCCAGUCGGUACGCCUACCACUGCGGCUCCGCUGACGGCUGGAGUCCGCUGUACCACUUCAAGACGCUGCCCAGCGAUGAGUCGUGGAGUCCGAAGUUCGUCGUCUACGGAGACCUUGGUAACAUCAACGGUCGCACGCUUGGUCGUCUGGCAGAGGAGGUGCAACGCGGCGAUCACGAUGUUCUCCUCCACGUGGGUGACAUGGCCUACGAUCUGCACACUGACAACGCCCUCGUCGGUGAUGAGUUCAUGCGUCAGAUUGAGCCCAUUGCCGCCUACCUGCCCUACCAAACGUGUCCUGGCAACCACGAGCACACGUACAACUUCUCCAACUACCGUCAUCGCUUUUCGAUGCACUCUCAGGGACACCACGAGGUGAACAACAUCUUUUGGUCGUACAAUAUCGGUCCGGUCCACCUGGUGGCGUUCAGCACUGAGCUGCACUACUUUACGCAGUUCGGCCAUGAGCAGAUAAUGACGCAGUACAACUUCCUCAAGAAGGACCUGGAGGAGGCCAACAAGCCGGAGAACAGAGCCAAGCACCCUUGGAUUAUCACGAUCGGCCACCGACCGAUGUACGUGCAGACGCAUGUCGUCGAUCUGCUGCGAACUGGAAACCACACUCACCACUGGCCCGGAUUCGAACAGCUCUUCUACGAUGCUGGAGUCGAUCUUCAGUUCUACGGUCAUGAGCACAACUACGAGAGAAUACUGCCCAUUUACAACAACAAGAUUCACAGCGGCACCACUGAUCCGCACAAUCCCUACCACAAUCCAAAAGCCCCCGUUCACAUAACAACAGGCAGUGCCGGCAACAGAGAGCUUCAUACUAAAAUUCAUGCUAAACGAAGUCAUUACAGUGCCUUCAUCAUCGAAGAUUACGGAUUCACCUACAUGAAAGUCAUCAAUCACUCGCACGUUCACAUUCAGCAGCUGUCAGAGGAUAAGGGCGGAAAGGUCGUCGAUGAGUUCUACCUAAUCAAGGACAAACACGGAGUUGAGGCGUGGAAAUAA